This is a messenger RNA of Glycine soja, 2889 nucleotides long. Its product is annotated as serine/threonine-protein kinase WNK1-like. Bases 316 to 2532 code for a protein of 738 amino acids. Gene Ontology annotation, biological process: intracellular signal transduction; protein phosphorylation. NCBI's taxonomy places the organism in Eukaryota, Viridiplantae, Streptophyta, Magnoliopsida, Fabales, Fabaceae. The record is from RefSeq and is a predicted model, not a curated record. Gene Ontology annotation, cellular component: cytoplasm. The transcript is spliced from 7 exons. Gene Ontology annotation, molecular function: ATP binding; protein serine/threonine kinase activity.
GUUUGUAGUUUGUAUCCUCUAAAAAAAUUGUGGCAGAGAUACAGUUUUGCUUUCUCCUUCUGUUCAACUCUCCGUUUUUAUUCUCUUUCUCGUGAAUUAUUUGAUGGGUAUUUUUCUAAUAUUUUUUAUAUUAAAAAAAUCUCCUCGAAAGGUUGCGGAAAAAGUAUUAUUUUAAAAAAAUAAAUAUUAUUCCCCCCUCUUCCUUCCUUUCGGGUUGUGUUCGUGUGUCAUAACAAAAGAGGAAGGACAUACGAGAGAAAUCUAAUCAUAUCAUAGGGAAAAAAAGAGAGCAUCAAAGUGCAGCAGAUUCAGAGGAUGAAUGGGGUCACACACCUUGAACCAGAUGAGUCUGAGUUUGUUGAAGUUGAUCCAACUGGCAGAUAUGGCAGAUACAAUGAAAUCCUUGGCAAAGGAGCUUCAAAGACAGUAUAUAGAGCAUUCGAUGAGUAUCAAGGGAUUGAAGUUGCUUGGAACCAGGUCAAGUUGUAUGAUUUCCUGCAAAGCCCUGAAGAUCUUGAGAGGCUUUACUGUGAAAUUCAUCUCCUGAAAACAUUGAAGCACAGAAACAUUAUGAAGUUCUACACUUCUUGGGUCGAUACUGCUAAUAGGAACAUCAACUUCGUGACUGAAAUGUUCACAUCCGGUACACUUAGACAGUAUAGGCUAAAGCACAAGAGAGUUAACAUCAGAGCAGUGAAGCAUUGGUGUAGACAGAUCUUGAGCGGACUUCUCUAUCUUCAUAGUCACGACCCACCGGUGAUCCAUAGAGAUCUAAAAUGUGAUAAUAUUUUUGUCAAUGGAAACCAAGGGGAAGUGAAGAUUGGGGAUCUUGGUUUGGCAGCAAUUCUCCGGAAAUCUCAUGCUGCUCAUUGUGUAGGGACGCCUGAGUUCAUGGCCCCUGAAGUAUAUGAAGAGGCAUACAAUGAGUUAGUUGACAUAUAUUCCUUUGGGAUGUGCAUAUUAGAGAUGGUUACAUUUGAAUAUCCUUAUAGUGAAUGUACUCAUCCGGCUCAAAUCUACAAAAAAGUUAUUUCUGGGAAAAAGCCAGAUGCUUUGUAUAGAGUGAAGGAUCCAGAAGUGCGGCAAUUUGUUGAGAAAUGCUUGGCCACAGUGUCUCUAAGGCUUUCUGCAAGGGAGCUUUUAGAUGAUCCAUUUCUUCAAAUUGACGAUUAUGAAUAUGAUUUGAGAACUGUAGACAAUGGGGAAUUGGAUGAAUUUGGUCCUCUCAUGAGACAGCCAUUCUUUGAUCUUCAUCGAAGCUAUAGUAACUUCAGUAAUGAAUACACGAAUGGCUUUGGGUACGAAGGAGACUGGGGUCCUCAUCCGGCUGAGAUCGAACCUAGUGGAAUUGAACUUUUUGAGUACCGUGAUGAUGAUGAACCCUCUGAAGAUGUUGACAUAAGCAUCAAGGGCAAGAGGAAAGAUGAUGGUGGUAUCUUUUUGAGACUAAGAAUUGCUGAUAAAGAAGGUCGCAUCCGAAAUAUUUAUUUCCCAUUUGACAUAGAGAUGGACACAGCAAUAAGUGUGGCAACUGAAAUGGUUGCAGAGCUGGACAUGACUGAUCAGGAUGUUACCAGAAUAGCAGAUAUGAUAGAUGGGGAAAUUGCUUCCUUGGUACCUGAAUGGAGACCAGGACCAGGAAUUGAUGAGACUCCCCGUUUUGCUAAUCAAGGUUUAUGUCACAAUUGUGUGUCUAAUCAUACUUCUAGCGGUUCUUUUCUGGAUUUUCUUUCAAACAAUCCAGAUAACAAGAACUUGCAACUUCUCGAUUGUUGUAGGCAUGGAUGUGCUUCAAUGCAUGGACGGUUUGGGGAGAUUACCUUCCAAUCUGAAGAGUAUGACAAUCAUGCUAGAGGGGAUCUGAACAUAUCAAGCCAAUUAGACAGCUUGCAGUAUCAGGAGUUAUGGAAUCAGCAUGAAAGUCGUGAAUUGAGUCCGGUAGAGUCUGAUCAAAGUCAUUCUGAUGAACAAUAUGAGCAAUUAGAUAAACUGAUUCUUGCUAAAGACAAAGCACAGGAUGUUUGGGAAGACAAGUUUUCCCUCAAUGCAGCAAAUUCUCUAAGAAAUUUAUCAGGAAGUCAUGAUUUCUCUACUAUCCGAUCGACCUAUUGUGACCUUGAGGAUGACUAUGAGAAAGAGAUCCAAAAGGAACUCAGAUGGCUCAGAGCCAAGUACCAAAUGGAGUUAAGGGAUCACAAGGAUCGACAGUUUGGGCAAUGUUCGCAUAGUUGUAACAGUGAGCACAGAACAGAAAAUGGCUUUUUGUCACCUUCACUGACAGAAACAUUAAAAGGAGGCAACAAUGGGACUCAGUUGAAACCCAUUACUACCAAGUGGAAUUGUGAUUCCAGUAGUCACCCUCAUGUCCAUGAAAGCAGCCCCAAUUCGGACACCCAAAGGGCCCAAAAUUGUGUGGCGAUUAAAUCCCCUGGAGAAGGUAUGGUUACUGCAAAGAGUUUUUACACGGGCUCAUUGCUUCCACACUCUUUGCACAGGACAGUUUCCCUCCCAGUUGAUGCUGUUGAUAUAUAAUUUUGUGAGGCACUCAUUGGAUUCUUUUGUAGAUUAUAUAUACUAUAAAUCCCCAUAUAGAGGCUAUCUGAUUUCUACAUCCCUCCUUUUUUUCAUAGGAUUUUCAAUUUACCCACAUGGAAAUCGGUAGCUACUGGCUAUAAUCCUUUCCCCCCCACAAAGGCAUCAACAUACACUUGAGUGUUUAUUUAUCUAGGAAAAAGAAAAUCAGAUUUUGGUUACGGAUGCUAGUGAUCGUGAAUUUCAUAAUUGAGGCAUGUAAAAUAUGAAAGUAGUAGAGUCUAUGUAAAUCUGUCCAAGUAUAUUAUUGUAUCUCCCACGUUAUGAAACAACUAUUGAUAGACCUCAGCGUGUUAA